Molecule: messenger RNA, 506 nt
Organism: Closterium sp. Yama58-4
Lineage: Eukaryota; Viridiplantae; Streptophyta; Zygnematophyceae; Desmidiales; Closteriaceae
Source: the annotation of a GenBank genome assembly
AUCAUCUUACCGUGAUUUCAAAACGUCCAACAUCUUUUGAACCAAGGACUGGCAGGCGAAGCUCUCUGACUUUGGGCUCGCAAGAAGCGGGCCUGAGGGGGACAACACACACGUGUCCACUCGGGUGGUGGGCACGGUGGGGUAUGCGGCCCCCGAUGGUGCUUCUGGAGCUGAUGACUGGCCGGCUGGCACUAGACAAGUCAAGGCCCAAGGAGGAGCAGUCACUGGCAGAGUGGGUGGCCCUCUUCCUCGCUUCCCCCUCCAAGCUCUACCGGGUCAUGGACCCUGCUCUCUCGGGCCGCUACAGCGUGAAGGGCGCUCUGACGGCGGCGGCUGUAGCAAGAGACUGCCUCACCCGCAAGGCCAAGCAGUGGCCGCGCAUGUCAGAGGUGGUAACCACGUUACAUCCGGUGCUGGAGCUCUUUAAUAUGGCGGGAUUUGAUUCCUCCGGUGUUGGUGUGGGCGGCGGGCUAGGAGGAGGGGCAGGAGGGAAGGAGGGGGAUUAG